AUGACUGAACCUCCAGAUUCUAAGCAUAUCAGCAAUGGCAGCAGUAAUGGUAGCAGUGGCAAUGGCAGUAACAACAACAGCAACAACAGCAGCAGCAACAACACCAACACCAACAGCAAACCAGUCGAGCCAUCGCUACUCGACCCCCUAGAUCAGACAGACUAUGACCCCGUCACCCAUCUCUCCGAGAUCUUUGCCGCGCCCGAGACCUUCUCCGCCGUGCCGCAGGUGCGCAAGAGUCUGCGGUCCUACUCGCGCGGCCUGGACGACAAGAUCGAAGAGCUGCUCGCGGCGCAGACGGCGGCCGAGCCGAGCGUGCAGCGCGUCGCGCAAGCCCACACGGAGCUCUCGGAGAUCUUUGAGCAUAUCGAGACUGUGCGCAAGCGCGCGGUCGUGGCCGAGGACGUAAUCACCGAGAUGACGGCCGAUAUCCGCAAGCUGGAUGAGACGAAGCGGAAUCUGACUGCGUCGAUGACGAUGCUGAAACGGCUGCAGAUGCUCACGACCGCGUACGAGCAGCUUGGCCUGAUGGUCAAGAACCGGGAAUACAAAGACGCCGCGCAAUUGCUAGAGGCGGUCACCGAGCUCGUCGGAUACUUCAAGUCGUAUCGAUCGAUCACCCAGAUUGCAAACCUGAGCAAGAACGUCGCGAGUCUGCAGUACAACAUCGCAGAGCAGGUCUCGGCUGACUUUGAGAUGGCUGUCGACGGUCGGAAACCGGAGUUUAUGGGCGACCGCUCGACGGUCUUGCAGGAGGCUUGCGCGCUCAUUGACGCGCUCGGUGAGUCCUAUCGCCAGAGACAGAUUACCUGGUACUGCAACGUGCAACUCCGCGAAUAUCGAAAUAUUUUCCGCGGAAGCGAGGAGGCUGGAUCACUGGACAACAUCUCUCGUCGCUACUCAUAUCUCAAGCGCAUGCUGAAAAGCCUCGAACCCCAAAUCCACCAAAUCUUCCCCCCGCACUGGCUAGUCGCCGAGGCGCUGUGCCGGUCGUUUUGCGAAAUCACCAGGGAGGACUACAAAGUUCAUCUGUCGCAGAGCGGGCGUUCGCUCAACGUCGAUCUGCUCCUGCAGGCGCUGGAGGAGACUAUGGAGUUUGAGCAGUUUUUGGAGAAGAGGUUUAGCCAGGCGCGGUCGUCGAUCGAUAGCUCGGAGGCGUCUACUGCUGCCGCGGACAAAACGUCGUCGGUGUUUGGCCGCUCGAUAUCUGAAGUGUUUGAGCCCUACUUGGGUCUAUGGGUAGAAUCCCAGGACCGGAAACUGUCGGCGCUGGUAUCGCAGUACAGCAAUCAGAUGAUCGUCCCCCCGUCAGCCGAUGACGACUCGCCGCAGCAGGUGCUCCCGUCCUCGGUCGAUCUGUUCCUGUCCUACCGCAAGCUUCUCGCGCAGUCGGCCAAGAUCUCGACCGGCGUGCAACUUUUAAACCUGGCAAAGAUAUUCGCAAAGUAUCUGCAGCAGUACGCCGACCGCGCGCUGUCGGCCCACGUGCAGGAGCGCGCGGCGACGGAGAACGAUGUCCAGCUCGCAUGCCUGAUCAUGUCGACUGCAAACUACUGCCACACGACCGCCGACCAACUCGAGCAACGGAUCCAGGACGUGAUUGACGAGGAGUACAAGUCCCAAGUCAACUUUGACCGGGAAAAGGACGCGUUCAUGACGGUGACCAACAACGCCGUGCAGAGCCUCGUCCGCAAGGUCGAGGCCGAGAGCAAAAACGCCUGGCGCGAGAUGCUAAACACAAACUGGGGUAAACUCCACAGCGUCGGCGACCAGAGCGCGUACGUGACCGAGCUCAUCAAGAUAAUUGAGUCGAACGUGCGCUUGGUCAUAAAGCACUCGCCCAAGGAGAUGUUUGUCCGCUCGUUUUGCGACCGCGUGCUCGAAAUGACCGUCAGCACGUUCCUGCCCAACAUCGCGCGCUGCAAACCGCUCACCGAACUCGUCUCCGAACAGCUCCUGCUGGAUUGCUACGUGCUCAAAAAGAGCUUCUCGCGACUUCCUGUCAUCGACGCGCCGCCUGACGUUCAGGCUUCGGCUUCCUAUCUUAAUCUGGUAGCUAGGGUCAUGUCGAGGCUCGAGUCGGUGCUCAAAGCUGUGCUCACUAACGAGUCUGAUGAUUUGCCGGAUAACUUGAAGAUCUAUCUGCCGUCGACGAAUAUCGUCAAACGGGCGUUCAACAAUGAAAAGUUUAGAUGGCGGACAGAGUAG
Molecule: messenger RNA, 2208 nt
Organism: Myxozyma melibiosi
Lineage: Eukaryota; Fungi; Ascomycota; Lipomycetes; Lipomycetales; Lipomycetaceae
Product: putative GARP complex subunit Vps53
Exons: 2
Coding region: 1-2208 (735 amino acids)
Biological process (GO): retrograde transport, endosome to Golgi
Cellular component (GO): GARP complex
Source: RefSeq, a predicted model, not a curated record